AUCAGACCAAUAAAGAUGACGACACCACUCCACGCUAUGCGCUUCCGGUGACGUCACAGCAGCCUGCAGCUUGUCGCGUGACAGAGUUGUGAUGAGAGUUUGAGCUGCAGAGAAGAAGAGCAGAACUUCAGUCUGCUGCUGAGACCGGGGAGCGGAGGCGCUUUAGGUUAGUUAUUUACAUUUUCCGCUGGGGAUUUUCUUUUCUUUUCUUCAGUGACGGCGAUCAUUAAAACAAAAGCGGAGACACAAAGUUUAACAAACAAGGAGGAGAGAGAGAGAGAGAGAUGAUGGGACAGAAACACACACCCUCCUGAUGCACUGCAGGUUUGUCCUGGUCAUGUGGACAUCGAGGACAUUCUUCCAUGGAAGGCAUUGAGUCGGCCAUUUUAGCAAUGACAAACAGGAAGUCAGUGGAGGUGGGCAGAACUUCCUCCCCUUGCAGAAGCCACGCCUCCCCCAGGGUGGGUCCAGAGGAGGAGGGCUUUGAGAAGGUGCUGUCAGAGCUAAGUGCAGCUGCAAAUUUGAAUAUGGAGGUGAAACUGGGUGUGGAGGCAGGGUUUGAAGAGAGACCAGGCUGGGGGUGGGGCUGUGAGGAAGAAGAUGCAGCAGAGGAAGUGGAACCUGAGGACAGCAGGGGCAGCACAACUGAGUUCCAGAAUACUGCUCCAUCUACAGAUGUGUCUCACACACCGUUGUCAGAGCAGCUCCUGUUGGGUUGUGAUGAAGUGAAGGUUGUUAAUGUGGAGUGUCGGAUUUGUGGAGAUCAAGCCUCAGGAUUUCAUUAUGGAGUGCACGCCUGCGAAGGGUGUAAGGGUUUUUUCCGCCGUACGGUGAGGAUGAAACUCGAGUAUGAGAAAUGUGAACGCAGCUGUAAGAUCCACAAGAAAAACCGCAACAAGUGUCAGUACUGCCGUUUCCAGAAGUGUGUGAUGUUCGGUAUGAGCCACGACGCGAUUCGGUAUGGCCGCAUGCCUGAGGUGGAGAAGAGGAAGUUGGUGGAGAGGAUGUUAUCAGACACUCGGGCAGUGAGCAGCUCCAGCCUGAAGUCUCUGGCUAAAAAAGUGAACACUGCGUAUCUGAAACACCUGAACAUGACCAAGAGGAAAGCACGCAGCAUCCUGACAGGAAGAACCACCUCCAACCCUUUUGUGAUCUAUGACCUGGGUUCUCUGUGGCGUGCAGAGAGUGGGGUGGUGUGGGACAGCGGGGUUCUGAGUGGACGAGUGCAGAAAGAGAUCGGAGUACACGUCUUCUACCGCUGUCAGUGCAGCACCGUGGAGACCGUACGGCAAAUCACCGAGUUCUCCAAGUGCAUCCCGGGAUUCAUUGACCUGUACCUUAAUGACCAGGUGACACUGUUGAAGUACGGUGUGCACGAAGCCAUCUUCGCCAUGCUCCCAUCUCUAAUGAAUAAGGAUGGGUUGUUGGUGGCAAAUGGGCGGGGCUUUGUCACCCGUGAGUUCCUGCGCAGUCUCAGGAAGCCUUUCAGCGAAAUCAUGGAGCCGAAGUUUGAAUUUGCUCUCAAGUUUAACGCGCUGGAGCUGGACGAUAGUGACCUUGCGCUGUUCGUUGCUGCCAUCAUCCUGUGUGGAGAUCGUCCCGGACUGAUGAACGUGAAGCAGGUGGAGGAGAUUCAGGAUAAGAUUCUGCAGGCGUUAGAUCAGCACCUGCAGCACACACACCCCGACGCUGCCUACAUUUUCCCCAAACUGCUGCAGAAACUCGCAGACCUGCGACAGCUCGUCACUGAGAACGCGCAGCUCGUCCAGAUGAUCAAAAAAACAGAGUCCGAGACCUCACUGCAUCCUCUACUGCAGGAAAUCUACAGAGACAUGUACUGAACACAUACAUAGAGCUGAACCAGACUGCGAUGAAAGAAUCACAGAUGAAUUGAUUCUUUCAGAAAAACUCAUUUAAAUGAAUGAAGGAGUUUUGUGGAUGUGGAAACAGGAUUAAAUCCAUUGAGUUUUUAUUUAUUUUUAUUUGUUUUCUGUGUUCAUUAAUGUUUAUUAACUAUUUAAUAAUGUUCAAUAUUCACAGGAUUUAAAAAGUUCUAAGUGAUGAAUCAAAUUAAUUAAAUUGUAAUUAACUUAAGUGAGUUUAUUGUAAAAAUAAUUUAAUCAGUAAAGUCAGUCAUAAUACCCAUAACUGAAUCUCUCUCUCUCACACACACACACACACACACACACACAGUUUGCUGAAGGUAAUAUCUGCCUUUUUGUGUCAUUUAAUUCUGAAUAUUUUUAUAUAAAACAUUUUGUAAUAUUUUUCUGGAAGGUGAGUCUCUCUCUGAGCUUUAUUGCUAAUUAUGCAAAUGUGAAGGUGUUAGCUCAGUUUAGUGUCGCGUGUCUUAGAUUAGCAGAGCCGAGAGUUGACGCGGAUGCUUGGCCAUGUAGAUUAGCGAUUAUCGGACUAGUCGCUGUAUUAAACACACUGCUGCUCAUCGCGAAGAUAAAAAUCUGAACGAGUGUGUGUGUGUGUGUGUGUCCUUCUCAGAGAAAGCUAUCCCAUAAUUCAGUUCAUCAGAUGAAUGUAUACAUGGAACUGUUUUCUUCAGGGUGACAUCUGAAUGGAGUUAUUUCACAACCUGCUAACCUCAAAAUGUUUAUAUGAAUGUGUGUGUGUCUAAGAGAGAGAAAGAGAUAAAGCUGUGAAGUUGAAGUUAUAUUCGAUCAUGUGGCUAGUUAGCAUAGCUUGUGUAGGUGCAUUUGGGUAAUUGAGUGAUCAAUCUCAUUAAAUCUGAAGGUUAAUAAUUAAAAUUGAA
Molecule: messenger RNA, 2764 nt
Organism: Neoarius graeffei (lesser salmon catfish)
Lineage: Eukaryota; Metazoa; Chordata; Actinopteri; Siluriformes; Ariidae
Gene: pparda
Product: peroxisome proliferator-activated receptor delta a
Exons: 8
Coding region: 363-1841 (492 amino acids)
Biological process (GO): regulation of lipid metabolic process; negative regulation of inflammatory response; negative regulation of transcription by RNA polymerase II
Cellular component (GO): nucleus
Molecular function (GO): RNA polymerase II cis-regulatory region sequence-specific DNA binding; nuclear receptor activity; zinc ion binding
Source: RefSeq, a predicted model, not a curated record